Thrips palmi is the source of this 1937-nucleotide messenger RNA. Its product is annotated as traB domain-containing protein. NCBI's taxonomy places the organism in Eukaryota, Metazoa, Arthropoda, Insecta, Thysanoptera, Thripidae. The transcript has 10 exons. The record is from RefSeq and is a predicted model, not a curated record. The coding region runs from base 179 to 1624 and encodes 481 amino acids.
AAUUUAUUUGUUCUGCUGACAUGUACGGUUUCUUAUUCGUGUUUAUGCUGUGUGUCUAACCUCACUGAACCCGAGGAAAUCCUGUUGACAUUUGAUUGUCCAGGAAAUGAUUCACCCGUGAUAUCAAGUCCUGCCUUCUCACUCUGACUCGUUUUGUAUUGUUUAAAUCAGAUCUGAAAUGGCUGAUUUUGCAAAUAUGAAUGUGUCUACAGACAACGAAGUUUCUGUUUACGACACGCCUGAUACAACAUUGGUUAUUGAUGGAUCAUUCGACGACUCACUUAAUAUGAAUACAUCUCUGAUUCAGUCUGAGCAGGGCAUACCUCGUCCUAAAAAGCCAGUUAGUAUAAACUUAAACAGUUCUGCCGCUGUAUCUAUUGGUGAAACUUCCCCAUUGGGUAACACAUCCUUUUCAUCAACAAGAAGCCAGGGAACCUUAAGAGAUAGUCCUGAUGGUGCAAGUAGCUUAGCAGAUGGUGAAGACCUUGCAAGUGAUGUCACAGACAUUGGCUCUGAUUUGGAUACAAGUGUAAGCGAUAAACCACCAUCAGCAUAUGUGUCACCAGACAAAGCUGAACUGGAUAGUAAAGUCGUUCCAGGAGAGUCUGAGAGUCAGACUUGGAGCACCGUUUCUGAGAGAGAUGAGGAUUGGUAUGAUGAAUUGACUGGACAAACCUUCCCUCACACUGUUGCCCGACUUCCAUUACUAACACCUAAUGGUGCUGAAGUAUACCUUAUUGGUACAAUUCACUUCAGUUCCAAGAGUUGUGAUGAUGUCUCCCAGGUUAUUCAAGCUGUACGCCCCAAUAUUGUAUUUGUGGAACUUUGUGCAUCACGUUAUUUUUACCUAAAAUUAGAUGAAGCCACAUUAUUGGAAGAGACAAAGAAUUUAAAUUGGGGCAAAGUUAAGCAUCUUAUUCAAACUAAUGGCGUAUUGGGAGGCCUUCUUUUUGCCUUUCUUCACAGCACCUCUGCUCAGAUUGCUGAACAAGUCGGUACAGCCCCAGGCCUUGAAUUCAGGCGGGCAGCAACCGAGGCUGCCAAAGUUUCAGGUUGCAUUAUCCACUUAGGUGACAGACCCCUGGAGGUCACUUUGCGGCGAGUUAUUGCCUCUUUGUCAUGGUGGGACUUAAUAAAGUUGGUGUUUAGCUUGCUGACUGAUAAUCAAUCGAUUACUAAAGAAGACAUAGAGAAAAUGAAAAAUCAUGGCAUGCUUGAUGACCUCCUUGAUGAAAUAGCUGAAAAGCUACCCGCUGUAAGACAUGUCUUCCUGGAUGAGCGUGAUACAUACAUGGCCCACUCUCUGCAGCUGGCAGCAAUGCAACAGCAAAUUGAUGGAAGGAAUAAUCCUCUUCCUUGGCGGGUGGUAGGAGUUGUUGGUAUUGGUCACAUGAAAGGCAUAAUUGAAAAAUGGGGCAAAGUAUCAUCUCAAGAAGUGAUCCCCAUAUCAAUUGUUCCGAAACCAUCAAUAGCAACUCGUGUUUUGAGAUUCACUGUCUCUGCCUCAUUUUGGGGCUUGGUUAUCUAUGGCGUAACACGCAUUGGUCCUAUCCGGCGGAAUCUUCCCACUGUAAGUGGAGUAGUGGCUCUUGCAUCAUCAGCGACUAACUACAUUCGCCGCUAAUUUAGGUCUGAAUUGAUUCAUCUUUGAACUUGAUCAAGUGGAGCCUCUUCUCCUGUAACAACUCAAAACUCCAUAGAAGUUCACUCCUCAUUUUAUCUUGACUUUUGUGAUUUUUUUUUAAGUUAAGAUGUUUUAAGAAAAUUGUCCCUUUUUUCCUAUUGUUUUACUGUCUUCAUUUGUUGCUGUUAGCCGUCUUUAUAAUUUAGUAGAUCCUUAUUCACUCUCUUAAUUAACUGAUAAAUUGUUUCAAGUGCCAAAUGUGAUAAGUGUAUUGGCAACAUUCCUGUGCCCCUCCUUUGAUGUGUUCAUAAUG